Molecule: messenger RNA, 2182 nt
Organism: Sphaerodactylus townsendi
Lineage: Eukaryota; Metazoa; Chordata; Lepidosauria; Squamata; Sphaerodactylidae
Gene: FHL3
Product: four and a half LIM domains 3
Exons: 6
Coding region: 274-1116 (280 amino acids)
Biological process (GO): actin cytoskeleton organization
Cellular component (GO): stress fiber; Z disc; nucleus
Molecular function (GO): actin binding; transcription coregulator activity
Source: RefSeq, a predicted model, not a curated record
GCUUUAGGGUGGCUGGGUGGGGUGGGAGCUGCUGCCUCUGCAGACUUGGUUUCGAAGGCUGAAAUGUGGGCUGAAUCUGCCCGUGACCACCUUCAGUCCAGGGAAUGAGAAGGGGCCCCUGGUUCAUUGAGCGCUUGCUGGAUUCCUUGUGUGUGUUCACCUGGAUUUUUGCCUGCACGUUUGUGAUUUACGGCUUAUCCUGCCUCCCCUGUGCGUGUCUGUGUGUGAGUCACAAAGUUGGGAAGUCACGUCUCUCUGAAGGAGGCGUGCAGCAUGUCGGAGGGGUUUGAUUGUGUGAGCUGCAAGGAGACCUUGUACGGGCGCAAGUACAUCCAGGUGGACGAAGGACCGUUCUGCAUCCCUUGCUAUGAUUCCCGCUUUGCCAACACCUGUGAUGAGUGCAAGGAACUGAUUGGGCAUGACUGCAGGGAGCUCUACUACGAAGACCGCCAUUACCACGAGGGCUGCUUCCGUUGCUUCCGCUGUGACCGCUCGUUGGCCGAUGAGCCCUUCACUUGCCAGGGGGAGGAGCUUCUCUGCAACGACUGCUACUGCCGGGAGUUCUCUUCCCAGUGCAUCGCCUGCCAGCAGAUUGUCAUGCCAGGCUCCCGGAAGUUAGAGUACAAUGGGAAGACGUGGCACGAGCAUUGCUUCCUCUGCAGCAGCUGCCAGCAGCCCAUCGGGGCACACUCCUUUAUCCCCGACCAGCAGGAUCACUUCUGUGUCCCUUGCUAUGAGAGCAAGUUUGCUCCUCGCUGUACACACUGCAAAAAGUCGUUGACCAAGGGAGGAGUGACCUACCGGGACGAGCCGUGGCACAAGGAAUGCUUUGUGUGCACCAGCUGCAGGGUGCCCCUGGCCGGGCAACACUUCACCUCCCAGGACGACCAGCCGUACUGCGUGAAAUGCUUUGGGAACCUCUAUGCCAAGAAGUGCAGUGCGUGCACCAAGCCCAUCACAGGGUUCGGAGGGGGCAAGUACGUGUCCUUUGAGGAUCGGCACUGGCACCACAACUGCUUCAGCUGUUCCCGCUGUGCCACCUCACUGGUGGGGAAGGGCUUCAUCCCCGAGAACGACGAGAUCCUGUGCCGCGACUGUGCCAGCAGUGACCUCUGAAGCGCCGCCAGGCACCUGUCCUUCAGGCUUUGUGUGUGCCCAAGUCCCUUCCUGGAGCAGCCGGCAGGAGGGGGUGGGCAGAUGCCCUCCCCAGGAAGUUGUUGGUCCCUACUUGCUCUGGCCUGCUUGGCCAGCCCCUGGCUUGCUCGUGCAGGCUGUUCCCAUGAGAUCGCACUCCCUCCCCAUCUCACCCCCAUCCUGACGCUGGCAAGGCAUUUUGCAGGUCUAGGAAGGUCUGAUUAGUGGUCCCAGCUGGAGGGGGCGGGGGGGGGGGGGGGAAUGUCUGAGAUUGGGGGCAGGGGGCGGCUAUGGGCCAGGCAGGACUUGGCUCAGCUCUCAGAGAAGACUUCUGGAAUCAAAAGCUGCUCCAGCUUUUUGAAGUUUUGGCACAAUGGUCCCCGGCUGCUGAUGCAGACAGCUUCUUUUCCCACAGCGAGAGCCAAACUUAGCAUGCUUGGUUUGGCAGGGAGGGAGGUGAUGAAAAGGAGAUCCUCUCCAGCACUUCCCAGGAUACGCUUCUUCUCUUCCACCCUUCUCAAUAAGCAAGGCCAGGAGCUUGAGGAUACCUAAAAGGUUGGGCCCUUUUGUCUGGGUCCCCAGCACCUCUGCAUUGAAGGGGAGUGCAAAGGGAAAGAGGAGCAGACAGAGAGAUCUCUCAGGUUCCAAAUCCCAGCCUUCAAACCCAGAGGAGCGGGGACCUUGGCUCAGCCAUAACUGGGGAGCCCACCCUUGGCUGCACCUCUUGGCCUGACCAGAGCUUCUGGGGUACCUGCUCUGGCUUGGGGUUGCUUCCUUCUGUUGAGGUUUUCCCUUUCUUCCCUUUCUCUGGGUGCGGGAGACAACACAUCCCCUCCCACUCGCCAGAGAAAGGUUGAAGAUGUCCCCAAUCCUCAAAUCUUUGCUGGAGGGGUGGAAUUAAACCCCAGAUAAGUGUUUCAAGGGUGGGGUGUUUUUUUUGGGGGGGGGGAGGGGUUGUUUCCUAUAGCCCUAUUCGCUGCCAGUAAUUGUAUGUGCCUUUUCCCUCCCACUUCUGGCAUUGAAUAAUAAACCAUGUUAUUGGACUGUG